AUGAGAGGAAGGCCGUACCAAAGUCGACACGACCGCAGUGACUGUGGGGGCAAAUCAACGUGUUCGGUCAAUGCCCAUUCUAUAUCGACAGAAAAGCCUACACGUUUGACAACGAAAAGAGAUCCCACGUUUUUGGACCUCAUGGUUACCCUCAACGACACAUCAGCCAAAUUCCAAAUUACAGAUAAACCAUCAACAACCGCAAGAGGGGCUUCUGAUGACAAACAGACAAGUACGAACUCAACUAUGGAACAUCCAGUAACAACAUACCCGUCAUUAGGCACAACUCCAGCAUCCAUGAUCACGCAAUCUGAUGACAAAACAUCGACUGACAACCUGACUGAUCCAGCGGACACCACUAACUUAAGGGAAGUGCAAACUUCAACUGCAACUACCAACGCACAUUCAUCCCACGACACACCGACUAGCGACUCAAUCCCCACAGUCACCGACGAAACUGUCGCUACAUCUAACACACCAUUUGCAGAUACAACUACGCUGACAGAUGCCAAGUUGCCAGUUAGCGACUCAACUGCCUCAGUUUACGACAGAACAUUCAUAUUGUCGGACUUGUAUCUAUCAACCACACCCACGCAGCCUCAAGACGAAAUGCCGAUGCAUCACUCAACUGCCUCAGUUCUCACCGAGACAUCCACAAUCACGGACGCACCAAUGACCAAAUCUUUGCCAUCUGUUCAUGAAACACGGACCAACAUCUCAGCUGUUCCAGUUAUCACAGACACGACAUCAGCAGCCACUAACGCACGAUCGGAUGAAGAAAUGCCGACUGACUACCCGGCGUCUACAGUGUUCACUGCUAAAUCUACGGAAAUAGUCACAUCGUCGAAAAUCACUACCACAUAUUUUAAUUACCACACAGCAAACAGCGAUGUAACUGCCACCGACAACAUCGAAACAUAUGCCAUUCGGAACUUAACUUUGGCAUCGACAACUACGCUAUCUGAUGACGAAACGACUUCCAUAGACCCAACUGCCACGGUACCCGUAGCGUUAUUUGUAUCACUGGACACGGCAGCAGCAAACACAGACACGCAACCUAAUGAAAUGGCGGCAAUAGACAUGAAAGCGUCUCUUCCUUUAGAAACAGCAAUACUGUCCGACACAACUCCACCAACAAUGACCUCUCAAUUUGUUGACCAAACCACUGUCGACGACUCAGGUGCUUCGGUGUACACUGACACAUUCACGGUCACGGACAUUCCACCAGCAACCAGAGUCAUGCAAUCAGCCAACGAAAUUCCCCUCAAUCACUUCACCGACCUACUUUCCACUGACACAUUCACAAUCAAGGACACAUCAUCACCUACCCCAAACAAGCCAAUUAUUAACGAGAUGCCAUCCAACGACUCGUCUGCAAAGGUUCACGUCGCUACACUCAUGUCAGCAGAUACAGCACCAACAAACACAGCAAUGCGCUCUAAUGAUGAAACAACGACCGAAUACCCUACUGCCUCACUUCAUGAAACGCGCACAACAUCACGAUUCACCACUUUUCCAAUUAGGGGCGAAACCGUUGUCGACGAAUCAGGUGUUUCGUUUUACAGUGACACACUCACAAUCACGGACACAGCAUCUGCAUUAACCACCACGCAAUCUGAGGACGAACCACUGCGUGAAUAUACAACCAACCCAGUUUCCACUGACGCAGUCGCAAUCACGGACACAUCAGUAGCUACCGCAACAACGUCAUUAAUUAAUGAAAUGCCAUCCAACGACUCGUCUGCAAACGGUCCCGCCAGAACACUCACGUUAGCAGUCGCAGUCACAGCAACUGCAGCCACAAAAUCUGAUGAUGGAACAUCGACCCAAUACCCAACUGACUUACUUCAUGAAUCGGGAGUAUAUCCAACUUCCACAACUUUGCCGAUUGUUGACGAAACCGUAGCCGUCGACUCAAGUGCUCCUGUGUCCACUGUCAAAUAUAAAAUCACCGACGCACCACGGCCUUCCACUACCUUGUCAUCUGCCGGUGAGUCAUGGACCAAGUACUCAACUGGUUCACUUGUUGCAAGUAGAUUGACAGUCACCGACGCAGCACGGACAACCACAGCAAAGAAAUCGGGCAGCGAAACACCGACUGACUACAUUACUCCUCCAGACACCACUGCCAAAUUCACAACAUCAAACACGCCCCCACCAAAGAAAGCAACGCUAUCCAAAGACGAUUCUCCUGCCAUCCACACAACUGUCUUUGUUCCCACUCCCAAAUCUGCGAUAACGGACACAACACUACCAUCCACAACUCAUCCAUCUGCUAAAAGAGCACCCACGAAUCACUCAACUGACACUCUCACCACCGCCAGCGUUUCAGUCACGGACGUGCCACCAGCAACCACUUCUAGCACGCCUUUUCAUGUGGAAGUCCAGUAUGAAAACUCCACUCAUUCAGCUUCUACUGCUGCCUUGUCGUCAAAUAAUUCAUCUUCACAGUUGGUUUCAUUCGAGUUAUCUAAAAAUCAUUCAACUUCUUCAGCGUAUCUUAAGUUGAGCUUCAGUGUUCUUCAGUUACUUUGUGUCGUGUUUAACAUCUAUCACUGA
Messenger RNA from Mesocestoides corti, 2559 nucleotides. Lineage: Eukaryota; Metazoa; Platyhelminthes; Cestoda; Cyclophyllidea; Mesocestoididae. The record is from the annotation of a GenBank genome assembly.